UCYAUAAUCAAUGACAAGAGGUAUUAAACUAUUAACUAAUAACUAUUUUUUAUGGUAAAAUUUACUGAUGUUUUUUGGUUAAUUCUAUAGCAACUGCCUAGUGCCUACUAGCAAUUUAUAAGUAACUCGAAUAAGUGUCUCUAAGUAGUGACUAAACAUAUUUUACCUGAAUUGGAGUCAAUCCUGUUUUAUAUUUCCUUUCAAAAAUUCAUUCCCCCUACCUUCUAUUAAUAAUGUCGAAAGUGUCUUUUUCGACGUUGGCGUAUUGUAAAAUGGUCGCACAUGCCGCCAAAUAUCCUCACUGUGAAGUAAAUGGAUUACUGGUCGCUGAGAACUCUUCAAAGGGCGAUAAGUUGGUUAUAGUGGACACUKUUCCAUUGUUCCAUCAGUGUCUCCAUGUGUCACCGAUGUCAGAGAUCGCCUUGAUGCAAAUCGAUCAAUCAGCUAGUACAUGCAAUAUGUACAUCGCUGGCUAUUAUCUAGCUAAUGAAACGCUGGAUGACUUAAGUUAUGAUAGACCAGCCCAUAAGAUUAUAGAUAAGAUUGUUGAACAUGAAGCAGAUGUCUGCAUGGUUGUGAUCAAUAAUCGAUUAAUGGAGUUAAAUCAAAAAGAAAGUGCACUGUUAGUGCACACACAAGAUGAUGGAAAAUGGAAACGCCUGAAUAAUUCUAACGUACAAAUAGAAAAUGUAACAUUAGCAGCUGCAUCAGCUGUAUUACAACAACAAUUGUAUAAUAAUUUGGUAGACUUUGACAAUCAUUUGGAUAAUUUGUCAUUAGACUGGCUCAAUACAGAAUUUUCUAACUGCGUGGAAAGAACAUCUGGACAUGACAUGGGAAAAAGGCUGAUGAUUAAUAAAUCAGUUUCUUGACAAUUGGAAUGGGAUGAGGGAAUGAAACAAAUUAAAUUUUGAUUCAUUAUUAUUAUUUUAGAUUAGCAUUAAGAAUUGUUUUUUAGUUCAAUUAUCAAGUAUCAGUCAUUUUCUUGUUUUCAUACUAUUAUUUAUUAUUUCUAAAGGAAAUGAUGAUAGUUUAAAUAUAUCUAGUUAAAGAAAAACAUUAAAUUAAUUAUUUGAUAAUUUCUAAAAAUAAAUUGUUCCACAACAUCUUGAAAUUUAUGCCAUUAUUUCUUUCUAAAUGUUGUUUUAUUAUGCUUAAGGUACUAAUGGUAUUUUUAUGUU
Molecule: messenger RNA, 1181 nt
Organism: Diuraphis noxia (Russian wheat aphid)
Lineage: Eukaryota; Metazoa; Arthropoda; Insecta; Hemiptera; Aphididae
Gene: EMC8-9
Product: ER membrane protein complex subunit 8/9
Cellular component (GO): EMC complex
Source: RefSeq, a predicted model, not a curated record